AUGCCACCACCUCGGACCUUCCGGUGCCAAGCCAUUGUCAACCCCACCGUCUUCUUUGACAUCGAUGCUGAUGGUGAGACUUAACGCAUCUCCUUUGAGCCGUUUGCAGACAAGGUUCCAAAGAUGGCAGAAAACUUUUGCACUCUGAGCACUUGGGAGAAUGGAUUUGGUUAUAAAGGCUACUGCUUUCACAGAGUUGUUCUGGGAUUUAUGUGCCAGUAUGGUGACUUCACACACCACAAUGGCACAGGCAGCAAAUCCAUCUACCAGGAGAAAUUUGAUGAUGAGAAUCCCAUCCCGAAGCACACAGGUCCUGGCAUCUUGUCCAUGGCAAAUGCUAGACCCAACACAAAUGGUUCCCAGCUUUUCAUCUGCACUGCCAACACCGAGUGGCUGGACGGCAAGCAUGCGGUCUUUGUCCAGGUGAAAGACGGCAUGGAUGUUGUUACAGUCGUGGAGCGCUAUGGGUCCAGGAAUGGCAAGACCAGCAAGAAGAUCACCAUCACUGACUGUGGACAACUCUAAUAAAUUUGACUUGUGUUGUCUUAACCACCAGACCAUUCCUUCUGUAGUUCAGGAAUCUGCCCCUUCACCCCCAUCUGCUUGGAAUGUUCUAUAAUCUUCUCACUCUCGACACAGUUCAUUAGAUUCCAUGUUUUCCUUACCCCUUCCAAGUCUAGCUGGUUUGCAGAGUUAAGUUUAUGAUUAUGAAAUAAAAACUAGGUACCA
Messenger RNA from Phyllostomus discolor (pale spear-nosed bat), 729 nucleotides. Its product is annotated as peptidyl-prolyl cis-trans isomerase A-like. Gene Ontology annotation, molecular function: peptidyl-prolyl cis-trans isomerase activity. The record is from RefSeq and is a predicted model, not a curated record. NCBI's taxonomy places the organism in Eukaryota, Metazoa, Chordata, Mammalia, Chiroptera, Phyllostomidae. Gene Ontology annotation, biological process: protein peptidyl-prolyl isomerization.